GGGAGGUUGUCGCUGCUGGCUGAGCUGGAGAGUGACUGAAUCUGAUACGAUACACUGCUCUAUCGUGGAAAUUUAAUGAAAAUAUUCAUGUCAUGCUGAGAAAUGACGAUGAAGGCAUGAUCAUACAAUGGAGAGAAUGAAAAUUGUGAAUAACACGUAACGUAUAUAUAAUCGGUGGCCGAGGCUAAAGAAUCCAACAACGAUGUCAACGGCCCCUGAAGAUGACUCAACCGAGCGGCUGUGUUCCCUGCAGCCAGUCUCACCUAAAAUCAAGUCACAGGAUUUUUAUCUCAAUCACCGCCCUUUGGGACGGGAAAAUAAUAAGACUGACACAGAGGUGCCAUCAUGUAACAGACUUGAUGCUGGCCAAUCAGAGUCGUUAUUUACAGAACAAUAUUUACCAGCAUCAUCUAACUAUACCACUCUAAAUGAGAGUAGAUUAAGCAGAUGCAGUCGAUCUAUUAGCUCAUCGUUGGAAAGUGUAUUUUUUCACUAUGGAAAGGCGGUGGCCACGCGUCCAUGUUUAACCAUAUUGAUUUGCCUAGCAUUGACAGGCAUUUGCGGUAUUGGGCUGCAAAAAAUUACAGUUGAAGAACGGCCCUUCAAGCUGUGGAUUCCACAAGACUCCGACUUUGUCAAGAUUUCCGAGUGGCAGCAGGCUAAUUUCCCCAACAAAUACAGAGUUCACACAUCUCUGUAUGAGGCAGACAAUGUUCUAACUCCAGAAGUUCUUCUUGACUUGCUAUUCAUGCACGAAACAGUUACCGCAACGGUGGCUGCGGUGCCUGGUAAACAAAAUUCUGUAAGUGCACUCAAUAACAGCGAUGUCAGAAAUUCUUCUGUGAAGGAAGACACGAAUGUAAGGCUGGUCACGUGGCAAGAUGUUUGCACGAAGCUGCCGACCAUCAUGAGCUCUACUUUAUUUGGCAGGAAGAAGAGAAGUCCUGCCAAUAAUUCACUCAAUGCCCGUACCAUGAAGAAGAGCGAUGAUGUCUUCUUUGUUCACAGAGAUCCACGUCAGGGUCCUGUGGAUUUGAGUUUUCACGGCCCCGAUGCUUUCAGCUUGGGCAUUGACGAAUUUUCAUCUAUUUAUGAUUCUCUGGCGAGUGUUUUUGUUACGGAGAGCUGUGAAAAAGUUCCUGAAGAUAAUAGACUGAAGAGACAAGUUCCUGAAGAUAAUAGAAUGAAGAGACAAGUUCCUGAAGAUAAUAGAAUGAAGAGAAAAGUUCCUGAAGAUAAUAGAAUGAAGAGACAAGUUCCUGAAGAUAAUAGACUGAAGAGACAAGCAGGCUUUGACUGGAGCAGCUAUCUGCAUCGGGAUGCAUACUGCGCGCUGUUGGAGCAACUGGAGAUGGAGUGUUUUGAGCGGAGCAUCUUGGAGAUCUGGGGCUAUGACCGCAACACUAUUGAGUCCCUCACACAACAAGACAUCAUAGACGCCCUUAACUCAACUCAGACGAGUGCAGUGUAUGGAGUGCCUACAAACUUUGCCAGGUAUCUUGGAGGCGUGACCAGGGAUGAGUCUGGCAAGAUCAUCGGAGCCAAAGCCAUGACACAAACUUGGCUGUCACGCAUCAACCCCGAGAGGAUAGAGCCUGGAAAGUACAUAGACGAUUACGGUUCCGGAACUGAGGUUGACGUGGACACUUUCUACUGGGAAAAAGCAUUUGAAAAAAAUCUCCUCAACGCAUCUCUGUACACCACCUCAUCAUUCUAUUUUGUGACAGCUGGAAGCUUCAAUAAAGUAAGCCGCGAUGCACUCGAACGUGAUCUCGGUUACAUCAUUCCAGGUUACUUGAUCGUCUUCUUCUACAUUCAAAUCAUGCUGGGCAAAUUCAACGGCCUAGAAACGAGACCGUACCUGUCUAUACUCGGGAUCACUGCCGUGCUGCUGUCUCUUGUAGUUUGCUACGGAUUAGCUUCUGCGCUGGGACUUAUUUUUAGCCCGGUCAACAAUAUCCUACCGUUCCUAUUACUUGGAUUAGGCAUAGACGACAUGUUUGUUAUAAUGCAGUCCUGGAACAACCUCAGUGAGGAAGAGAAGCGCCAUCCCCUCAAUGUACGUAUCGGAUAUGCCAUGCAACAUGCUGGGGCCUCCAUAACAGUUACCUCUGCCACCGACAUUGUGGCCUUUGCCAUCGGAAGCACCACAUCGCUGCCUGCCUUAAGAUCUUUCUGUGUGUACGCCGCCAUUGGUAUAGCUGCCGUGUUCUUCUUCCAGGCAACUUACUUUGUUGCUUGGUUUACAUUUGACCAACGCAGGAUCGAGAGCCGCAGGCAUGGCAUUAUCUGCUGUUACAAAGUCAGCGACUCGUAUAAAGUCAACCAAUGCAGUCAACGUGACUUGUGCCAGACAUUCUUCGGGGGAGUUUACUCUCGAGUCCUCCUCCACAAGGUGUCCAAAGUCAUCGUUCUGCUGGCCACGGCAACCCUUUUCUGCGCCUCUUGCUGGGGAUUUUCUAACCUAAAGCAGGAAUUUGACCCUGUGUGGUUAUUACCACAGAACUCAAAUUUUUACACGUACAUCAUGAAGCGCACUGAGUAUUUCUCGUGGUCUGGAUUGAGUGGAGAAUUUUACCUCGGCAACAUCAGCCUACACGAGCAGCUGCCAGAACUGGAAGCCUUCGUGAAGACCAUAGAGCAGAACCAGUACAUUGGUUUCAUCGACUCUUGGUACACCAGCUUUAAGAGGUACUACGAGGACCAGGGGUACACAGUCCCCGACCCUGAGGGGCAGUCGUACGAAGCGUUCCAGGAGGACCUGAGCACCUUCCUCUUCUCGCCCUCAGGAGCAAAGUACCGCGACAGGAACUUUGUGUUUGAUGGAGACCUGGUCUGCGGCAGUCCUGCACCUCGCGUCACCGCAUCCAGCUUCGUUUUCAGGUACCGCAUACUCAACUCGACGCAGGAGGAGCGCGCGGCGAUGAAAUCUCUUAAGGUGGCAGCGCAUGAGAGUGGUUUGCGGGGCGUAGUCGCCCCCUUCUCGCCCACGCACAGUGGCUGGGAGAUCGACGAGAUCAUCGAGCAGGAGCUCUACCAGAACUUGGGGCUUGCGCUCCUCGCCGUCUUUCUCGUGACACUCGCGCUCAUCGCUUCCUUUGUCCAGAGCCUGCUGGUGCUGCUAUGCGUGGUCAUGACCCUCGUGGACGUGUUUGCUCUCAUGCACUGGUGGGGUCUCACUAUCGACACUGCCUCCAGCAUCAACAUGGUGAUUGCCAUCGGCCUCUGCGUGGACUACGCUGCGCAUUUGGGUCACGUGUUCAUGACCUGCCAGGGCACCCGCGACGCCCGCGUGCGGGAGACGCUCGCCCGCAUCGGCCCCGCGGUUUUAAAUGGCGGCUUCAGCACCUUCCUGGCCUUCAUCUUCCUGGCCAUAUCCGACUCUCACGUCUUCAAAACAUUUUUUAAGGUAUUCUUCGGCGUGUGCCUCUACGGCCUCUUCCACGGGCUGGUGUUCCUGCCUGUGUUGCUGUCCCUGAUUGGCCCGCAGCCUUACGCCCACCGACCAAUCACAGCGCGACACGUCAGCGAUACAGCAAUGGCUGACCUAAGAAGAGGCUGAGCACAAAUUAUUGAGGAGUUUGGAAAGUAGGCCUAUCGGAUGACAUGGAGCGCCUCAACCCAUGAUAUAAGUACUUAUAUUAUCAGUCUGCUUAUAUCGCAAGCUCACA
Hyalella azteca is the source of this 3671-nucleotide messenger RNA. RefSeq names its product protein patched homolog 3. The transcript has 8 exons. NCBI's taxonomy places the organism in Eukaryota, Metazoa, Arthropoda, Malacostraca, Amphipoda, Hyalellidae. Bases 203 to 3562 code for a protein of 1119 amino acids. The record is from RefSeq and is a predicted model, not a curated record. Gene Ontology annotation, cellular component: membrane.